UCCUCCGGGCGCCGCCGCCGCGCCGCCGCUGCUGGCUUCUCUCUCCCCUCUUUCAUUCCGCCCUCUCCGUCUCUCUCCCGCCCCGCGCCGCGCGCCGCGCAGGAUGUGCUUCUAGGUGGUGAUCGGCCCUCCUCUCUCUCUUUUAUCCUCUCUCCCCCGCCGCCCGGCGAGUUGACUCUUUCCCUAUGUGUGUGAGGCGGCGGCGGCAGCAGCGGCUCCAGCAGCGGCGGCUCCGGCGGCGGCAGCAGCGGCUCCAGCAGCAGCGGCUCCAGCAGCAGCGGCGGCGGCGGCGCUAGACGCGGCGGCUCCGGGCCCGACCCCGCGGCGACUCCGGCGGCGGCCCGGGCGGCCCGCGGGGACCGGCGAUCGGCGAUCGGCGAUCGGCCUCCAUCCGGAGCAGCCGGGCGGCCCAGCGCCGGGACGACGCCGCGCAGCGCCGGACGCGGACCACUUUGAUGCUGAUUCCCGCGGACCCGGGCAGCGCUCCGGCCACUCCGCGGGCCGCCGGCCUCCGCCCCGGCCUGCCCGGCUCCCCGGGCGCGCCCGCCGCCGGCGCCUCGGCUCCCGCGCUCCUCCCGCUCCCCAUGGCUUUCCUGAAUGGCUGACUGUGGGCUGCCCUGGACUUGGCCCCUCUCCUCCUCCUCCUCCUCUUCCUCCUCCGCGACCUCCGCCUCCAACUCCUAGGCGCACCGGCUCCGAGCGAGAGAGGGAGGAGAGAGCGAGAGCGAGCGAGCGAGCGAGAUCUUUGGGGAGAUUUUUUUUUCCUUUUUCUGCCUCCUACUUCGUGAAGCCAGACAAUCGACUUGCAAGCAGCAGCUCUCCCUCCCCUCCCUCUCUCCGCGCUCCGCUCCCGCUCGCUCUCCCCGGCCCUUGCCCGCCCCUCCUGGAGGAGAGCCCCCCGCAAACCGACCGACCGACCGACCGACCGGCCGAGCCGCCCGCCGAGCCAGCGAGGGACGCGAACAAAACAAACACACCGCCGGGGCCGGACGAGGAGCCAGCGCCAAAACUUUGCAAAAGCAGAAACAAAACAAACAAACAAACAAAAAAAAAAAGGAGGAAAAAAAAAAGGCAACUAACAGACCUCCACUGGCCGAUCCCCCUCCUCCUCCUCCUCCUCCUACUCCCCCAGCACAAAAGGCGGAGCACCCCGCGCCCCCGGGAGCCGCCCCCCGCCCGCAGCCAGGGGCGCAGGAAGCGCGGACGCGGCCCCCCCAGAUAUGGCAAUGGUAGUCAGCACGUGGCGCGACCCCCAGGACGAGGUGCCCGGCUCGCAGGGCAGCCAGGCCUCGCAGGCGCCCCCGGUGCCCGGCGGCCCGCCGCCCGGCGCCCCGCACACGCCGCAGACGCCCGGCCAGGGGGGCCCGGCCAGCACCCCGGCGCAGACGGCGGGCGGCGGCCAGGGGGGCCCCGGCGGCGGCGGCGACAAGCAGCAGCAGCAGCAGCAGCAGCACAUCGAGUGCGUGGUGUGCGGGGACAAGUCGAGCGGCAAGCACUACGGCCAGUUCACGUGCGAGGGCUGCAAGAGUUUCUUCAAGCGCAGCGUGCGGAGGAACCUGAGCUACACGUGCCGCGCCAACCGGAACUGUCCCAUCGACCAGCACCACCGCAACCAGUGCCAGUACUGCCGCCUCAAAAAGUGCCUCAAAGUGGGCAUGAGACGGGAAGCGGUGCAGAGGGGCCGGAUGCCGCCCACCCAGCCGACCCACGGGCAGUUCGCGCUGACCAACGGGGACCCCCUCAACUGCCAUUCGUACCUGUCCGGAUAUAUCUCGCUGCUGCUGCGCGCCGAGCCCUACCCCACGUCGCGCUUCGGCAGCCAGUGCAUGCAGCCCAACAACAUCAUGGGCAUCGAGAACAUUUGCGAACUGGCCGCGCGGAUGCUCUUCAGCGCCGUGGAGUGGGCGCGGAACAUCCCCUUCUUCCCUGACCUGCAGAUCACCGACCAGGUGGCCCUGCUGCGCCUCACCUGGAGCGAGCUGUUCGUGCUGAACGCGGCGCAGUGCUCCAUGCCGCUGCACGUCGCCCCGCUGCUGGCCGCCGCCGGCCUGCACGCCUCGCCCAUGUCCGCCGACCGGGUGGUCGCCUUUAUGGACCACAUACGCAUCUUCCAGGAGCAAGUGGAGAAGCUCAAGGCCCUGCACGUGGACUCCGCCGAGUACAGCUGCCUCAAGGCCAUCGUCUUGUUCACCUCAGAUGCCUGCGGCCUGUCGGACGUGGCCCACGUGGAGAGCCUGCAGGAGAAGUCCCAGUGUGCUCUCGAGGAAUAUGUCCGCAGCCAGUACCCCAACCAGCCCACACGCUUCGGCAAGCUCCUCCUGCGCCUCCCCUCCCUCCGCACCGUCUCGUCCUCAGUCAUAGAGCAAUUGUUUUUCGUCCGUUUGGUAGGUAAAACGCCCAUCGAAACGCUCAUCCGGGAUAUGUUACUGUCCGGCAGCAGUUUUAACUGGCCCUAUAUGGCGAUCCAAUAAGAAAGAGAAAACAAAAAAAAAAUCAAAUCAAAUCAAAAUGAGAAGGGGGAGUGAAUCAGAGAAAGCCAAGACUGGUGUGUUUGCUUAAUUCCUUCUGUUGAGAAAGGAUAUAAAAAAGGAUGUUACACGUUUGCUAAAAAAUAAAGAAGAGAGGGGAAGAACUUUAAUGGACUGUGAAUUUCCAAAAAAACAAAAAAAAUUAAGAGACUGUCAAGUGAACUUUUACAGAAUGCAUUAAAAAAAAAAAAAACUCCUGUGUCAGAACAGCUCGCUACUUACCUUUUUUUUUUUUGUAUAAAAAGGAAAUUAGCCUUUUUCUUUUUUUUUUUGGUAAAUUUUGGAAAACUGUUGCUAAAAGUGCAUUUGAGGAGAUUGGGAGAAAAAUUAGCAGAAUGGAGAAAGUAAGUGUGGUUUUUUUUCUUUCCAAAUUUAUUCAUUGUCCUGUGUCUGUACCUCUAGCUGUUUUUUUGUUUUUUGUUUUUUGUUUUUGUUUUGUAUUUUCCUGGUUCUAAACCAGCUUAUUCUGUGGUUCUAUGAUAAGUUUUGAUAUAAUCUUGGCUUCUUAAAAAAAAAAAACCUGUGUAUCCUUACACUAUAUGUUCUGCAAGAAUUAAAACUGAGUCCAUGAGAAUAACAUAGGAAGGAAGACAUAAAACUUUCUAAAAGGAAAUCGAGAGAUGGUGGGAACGCACUUAGAGAUGGUGGCCAAAAAUUUUUAAGUGAACUCGAGCUAAUUUGAGAUCUGCAGGAACCACAUCCAACAUCUAACUCCCCCUCCCUGCCCCCCCCAAAAGAGACACCAAGACGAACCUAGCUUUUUAAAAAAAUAUUUUAAGAAAGAGAAUGAACUGUGGAAUUUAUUGGCAGCCCAGGAGUGUGUCUGAGACACACACACGCGCUGAGGUUUUGAAUAAAAAAAAGUGAACUUUUUUGUAAUUUGAAUUGGGGUCCAGCUUAGUUCUUGGAUUGUUAUGAAUACCCUCUAUUUGUUUGUAUAUUUGCAAACCCUUUGUAUUAUAACUGUUGAUAUUCCCUUUUUAAAGAAACAAAACAAAAAAAGUUACCCAUUGAAAUCAGCAUGACAAAAUAACACUGUUGGCACUUAUAGAUAAUGUGAUUGAUUCAGUAUCUUAGAGUUUACAGUUUGUGUUUUAAAAAAAAAACUGAAGGUUUUUUUUUUUUUAAAGUGCAACAUUUCUGUAUACUGUAAAAGUUAUAAUAACUGAACUGUUUGGUCGAGUCUUUGUGUGUUAUAUUCCAAGGAAAAAUUUGAAAGUAUUCAGAAAUUAAAAUAUUAUUUGAUAUCUG
Molecule: messenger RNA, 3779 nt
Organism: Pipistrellus kuhlii (Kuhl's pipistrelle)
Lineage: Eukaryota; Metazoa; Chordata; Mammalia; Chiroptera; Vespertilionidae
Gene: NR2F2
Product: nuclear receptor subfamily 2 group F member 2
Exons: 3
Coding region: 1221-2471 (416 amino acids)
Biological process (GO): anatomical structure development; cell differentiation; negative regulation of transcription by RNA polymerase II
Molecular function (GO): zinc ion binding; RNA polymerase II cis-regulatory region sequence-specific DNA binding; retinoic acid binding
Source: RefSeq, a predicted model, not a curated record